AUGGUGGAUUCUUGUUGGGUAGGGAAGGUGCAGCCGGAACUGUGCUGUUCCGAAGCAGGACGAUCGAUUUGCUUCCCCCCAAACCAGGAUUUCACCUUCGAAGGCUGCUGCACGGAGUACCUUCGCAGCCUUCGGCCUGAUGUGCAAGCGGAAGGGAUCACAUGCGGGCAUUCGGGGCCGACAUGCAGCUGGCUCUUCAGCCAAGCGCUGGAGUUGGACACUUUGGAUCGGCCUGCCGUCGGGAAGUAUUGCCAUGACGGUCUCCAGCGCACGGGCUUGACCGCGGAAAUGCUGCACACGGAAGGGCUUAAUCGACGCCUGGCUCACCUUUCAUGCUUUCCGGGUAUUGUGGUGUUGCUGUCUAUGUGCGCGCUAGCCGAAACGGCGAAGUCUGAAUGCGGGUCGGUCACAUCGUCGAUGGCCCCUCACCACCAAGACCCAGCGCUCUCUUUCUUUAUGGUCGCCUUCAGAGCGCUCGGAAUGGUGACCCAUUGCAUCGACCACAGUCCAUGGCCUAUCACUUUGUCAGAGUUCUCUUCCAAUUUUCAGCUCUUCAUAGAGCAGAGCUGCAACUUCGAGUGGUUACGACCAAGGCGGGGUUUGCCUUUCGUGCGCAAUGUGGCUGGUUCGACCCUACAUGAUGUGAUACCGUGGUCCCAGAGUGGAGUUCACAAUCACAUGGAAGUGCACAUGCGCCUUCAUUGGGCACUUGGUGCAUGGGACAAUCGAAAGUAUUGGGAGCACAAGAUGAAAGCCUCACCAGGGAAGCUCGCACAAUUUCGUUUUGCAGACAAGCUUGACUUCUGCGAGCUCGCUCGGGAGCUGGAGCUCGCAGUGAUUCGGGUGCUUGUUCUUGGGUCUGGCCCCGUGGCUGCGACGCGCAGCUUCACGUGCUCCUAUGGCGCAGUGGGCGAGACGAUCUCAUGCGAUGCCUUUUCCCGGCUCUACCGGCAGCUGGCCGUCGAGACUGGCUUCACACCGCCAGAAGGCUUUCCAGAGUACUGUGACGUGGAGGAGCUCUGGCACGUUUAUCCGAAGGAAUACUUUCACAUAGUCUAUGUCAGCAAUGCGCUGGACCACACAGUCCACCCAUUGCGCGGAUUGAAGAUGCUCUUGUGGGUGCUGCACAAGAAUGGGAUGCUGCUGCUGCGUCACUUAAGGAAUGUUCACCCCGAGAGUUGGACAUCCCUCUCAGAUGGCCAGCAUCAGUGGGGCUUCGACACAAUAUCCAGUCCUGAAGGAGGCCGAAGUUUCGUAAUCUGGAACCAUCUUCAUCGAUGGAACAUCUCGCAGUUAUUGGCUGACGACGGUGCCGCAGUGUCUGCGUCAUACAAGGAGCCAUUUGUCGAUGUGAAGAUUCAGAAGACCGCUGAUUUUAAGCACACUGGCGAAACAGACAACAUCUGCAGCUUUUUGCGCCUCCGCUGCCUCUCUCCGCUGUUCACCGGAUGGGUCGAUGCAACGUGGCUGAUUUUUCAGGUCGACCUGUCCGCAAAGGGCCUUGGCGAAGCCAAAAGCGCCGGCAGCUUGCUGAAGUCGGAGGGCAUUAAGGUGGACAUGGCCUUCACUUCGUACUUGAAACGUGCCAUCAAGACAUGUGAUCUGGCGCUGGAAAAUGCUGAUCAGUUGUUUGUUCCCGUGGAAAAGAGCUGGCGACUCAACGAGCGCAUGUAUGGCGGCCUCACAGGCUUGGACAAGAAGGAGACGGUGAAGAAGCACGGCGCCGAUCAGGUCCAAGUCUGGCGGCGCAGCUUCGACGUGCCGCCGCCACCAAUUGACGACGACAGCGAGUUCAACCCCGCAAAGGAAAAGAAGUAUGCCGCUCUGAACAAGGCAGACAUCCCCAAAACAGAGUGCCUCAAGGACACGAUUGCUCGGGUGAUGCCGUUCUGGGAAUCGGCGAUUGCGCCAGAGCUGAAGAAGGGCAAAACCAUUUUCGUCGCCGCCCACGGAAAUUCUAUCCGGGCAAUCCUCAAGUUCUUGGAGGGUAUCUCCGAUGACGACAUCACAGGCCUUGAAAUCCCCACUGGUCGCCCGCUCAUGUACAACUUGGAUUCGGACUUGAAGCCAAUUGCAAGCGCCGAUGCGAUCGCACCCCUCAAGUUCGGAAAAUACUUGGGUAACCUUGAUGAGAUCAAAGCGGCGGCAGAAGCUGUAAAGAAUCAGACGAAAGUGGCGGCUCCAGCAGGUGCUGCUGCUCCCGACUCGAAGACGAUCAUGGCUGUCAAAGCCCGGGAAAUCUUCGAUUCACGGGGAAACCCCACCGUUGAAGUGGACCUCUGCACUGGAACUGCCUUGUUCCGUGCAGCCGUCCCCAGUGGAGCUUCUACUGGAAUUUACGAAGCCUUGGAGCUUCGAGACGGUGACAAAGGUCGUUUAUUGGGAAAGGGUGUACUGAAGGCCGUUGCAAAUGUCAACGAUAUUCUCGCUCCCAAGCUUUUGGGCAUGGACGUCACCGACCAAACCAAGAUCGACAAGAUGAUGGUCGAAGAGAUCGAUGGAUCGAAGAACGAGUGGGGAUGGAGCAAGUCCAAAGUUGGCGCAAAUGCAAUUCUAGCUGUGUCCAUGGCUGUGUGCCGUGCUGGUGCAGCUGCUAGCGGCAUGCCUCUCUAUCAGUACAUUGCCAAGAUAUCAGGCAAGAGCACCGACAAGUUCGUAAUGCCAGUGCCGUCCUUCAACGUCAUCAACGGCGGCAGCCAUGCUGGAAAUCGACUGGCGUGUCAAGAAUUCAUGAUCCUUCCUGUGGGUGCUUCCACUUUCAAAGAGGCGAUGGUGAUUGGUGCUGAAGUGUAUCACAAUUUGAAGAGCGUUAUCAAGAAAAAGUAUGGGCAGGAUGCUUGCAACGUUGGUGAUGAAGGUGGCUUUGCACCGAAUGUGCAAGACAACAACGAGGCCCUGGAUGUGUUGAUGGAGGCUAUCGAGAAGUCUGGCCACAGCGCGAAGGUCAAGAUUGGCACCGACGUGGCAGCGUCUGAAUUCUACAGCGCCGAGGGCAAGACCUAUGACUUGGACUUCAAAAACCCCAGCAGCCCAGCGGAAAUGAAGAAGACUGCGCCACAGCUGGCUGAUUACUACAAGGCAUGGCUCGACAAGUACCCUUUCGUCUCCAUCGAGGAUCCGUUCGACCAAGAUGACUGGGACGCCUACAAGCACUUCAUGUCGGAGGUCGGGCCGAGGGUACAGAUCGUUGGGGACGACCUCCUCGUGACGAACCCAACUCGCGUCAAGAAGGCCCUGGAAGUCGGGGCUUGCAACGCCCUCCUCCUGAAGGUCAACCAGAUUGGAUCCAUCACCGAAGCUAUCGAGGCUGCUACGAUGUCUCAGAAUGCUGGUUGGGGCGUCAUGGUGUCGCAUCGGUCUGGCGAGACUGAGGACUCCUUCAUCGCAGACCUCGUCGUAGGUCUCCGAACUGGACAGAUCAAGACUGGCGCACCAUGCCGAUCUGAGCGCCUGUCCAAGUACAAUCAACUCUUGCGCAUCGAAGAGGAGCUCGGUGGGCUGGCAACAUAUGCCGGCGUUGACUUCAGGGCAUGUUGCACGCGAAAAGAUUCUCAGGACUCGUCCUACGAGGGGGCGACACCAGGACCAUUGCUGAUUCGACUGGCCUGGCACUCCGCCGGCACCUACUGCAAGUCUACGAAAACUGGCGGGUCGAGCGGGGCCACCAUGCGCUUUGAGCCGGAACUCGGCUGGGGGGCCAAUGCGGGGUUGAAGGUGGCGCAAGAUCUUCUGGAGCCUGUGAAGAAGAAGUUCCCGUCGGUCUCGUAUGCGGACCUCUGGAUUUAUGCCGCCUGCGUUGCCAUCGAAGAGAUGGGUGGCGAGAAGGUGCCUUUCACACCCGGCCGGAAGGACAAGACUGCGAAGGAGUGCCCUGCCUGGGACGGCCCAACCUGCAAGGAGCACUGCUUGUGGAUGUGCAAGUCUCCGC
Symbiodinium necroappetens is the source of this 3928-nucleotide messenger RNA. NCBI's taxonomy places the organism in Eukaryota, Dinophyceae, Suessiales, Symbiodiniaceae. The record is from the annotation of a GenBank genome assembly.